UAUGCUUGACCUCUAAGCAAAAACUAAUAAAGAAAUUUGGCAAGCUAAAAAAUUGUUGUAUGAAAGUGAUGGGGACACUAAAAAAAGCUUGAUUAUUAAUUUAGUUGCUUUGGUAUAUUAAAUAAAUUGAUCUUAAGGGUUUAUUAUGUAUUUUGCUUUUUUACAGUAUUGUGGGGUCAGAUGAUAAAUGGACUUGUGAAAUCGAAUCUGCUAACAAUAGUAUUCUUAAUCAUCUAUAUAUUAACAGGAGGCCAUUAUAUUUGUGUUGAAAUGAGAAGAACAAUGAAUUGUAAAACUAUUAGUGGACCAAUAAGAUCUGAAAUAUUUUUAAAGGUUAAGAAAGAUUUACAAGCAAGUGCUAUAGUAAUUUAUUAUUUAUAUUAAAGAUUGAAUGCCCAUGGGAAAUUGCUAUUUCAGAAAUUAGAUUGUGCUUCAUUUUAUUAUCAAUAAGUAGUUCACUCAUUGGGAUUUAUGCAUUAAGAAAGACUAAUAAAAAGUAUGCAGAACUAAGUUUUUAAGUAGGGAUAUCAUUUGCAAUACUUUUAGUAUUUAAUAUAUUAAUAAUUUAGUUAAUAUCUGCAUAUUUCGAUUAUGUUUCAAUUAGAACUUCUUAAAUAAAUAACUAUAAUUUAUGUAAUUUACAGGAAGAAUUUUAGAUUGAAGAAAAAAUGAAAGUAAUGAUUUGAUUUAUUAUAAUAUUAGGGAUAAAUGGAAUGUUCUUUUUCAUUUUAUAAUUUUACUGUAAUAUUAGAAAUAGCAUGUUCUGUUGCAAUGAUCAUAAACUCUAUUUACAUAAAUCAAUGGAGAUAUAAACAGAUUACAGAACUCAAUGAUUAGUUGUGAU
This is a messenger RNA of Paramecium pentaurelia, 844 nucleotides long. The record is from the annotation of a GenBank genome assembly. NCBI's taxonomy places the organism in Eukaryota, Ciliophora, Oligohymenophorea, Peniculida, Parameciidae.